Oryza sativa Japonica Group (Japanese rice) is the source of this 2950-nucleotide messenger RNA. The record is from RefSeq and is a predicted model, not a curated record. NCBI's taxonomy places the organism in Eukaryota, Viridiplantae, Streptophyta, Magnoliopsida, Poales, Poaceae.
UCGGGUGGCAUGGCAUCGCAUCGCAGGAGGCAUGUUUGUUCCAUCCCUCCAUUUCGCGCGCGAGCGAAGCCGAGCAUCAGCAUCUCUCUCCCCUUCUCUGCCUUUUGUGUCAUUUGCCCCCCCUCUGACACGGCCCCAUCCCCCCGGCCCUCUGCCAUUUUGGCUUUGCCCCCGCGUGUGGUGUGACUGCGCGCGCGCGCGGCCAAGACACACAGAGAGAGAGAGAGAGAGAGAGACUAGACUCUAGUCUCUAGAGAGAGAGAGUGAGAGGCAACCUGCCACUGCUAAUGCCAAUGCCAAGCUGCAUGCUGCUUUGCUUUCCUUGGCCUCACGCUUGUUCCAUGUUAGUUCGAGCGCACACACACAAUCACACAUUGCACGCGCAGACGCAGCCACUGCUUCUUCUUCCUCCUCUUCUCCCAGGAAAGAGCUCACCUGACCUGACCACCUGAGGUUGUAGUUGCUGGUUUGCUUGCUAGCUUCGUCGUCUCCUCCUACCUGAGCUCAGCAAUGGAGCCGCCCUUCUUCCUCCUCCUGCUGCUGCUCGUGGUCUCCUCCUCCUCCCCUUCCGCCGCCCUCCUCUCCGCCAAGGGCGUCAACAACGAAGUGCAAGCUCUGAUUGUGAUCAAGAACCUGCUCAAGGACCCCCAUGGCGUGCUCAAGAGCUGGGACCAGAACUCCGUCGACCCCUGCAGCUGGGCCAUGAUCACCUGCUCCCCGGAUUUCCUCGUCACUGGCCUGGAAGCUCCAAGCCAGCAUCUCUCUGGCCUGCUCUCACCAAGCAUCGGCAACCUGACCAAUCUUGAGACUGUUCUCCUGCAGAACAACAACAUAACCGGGCCAAUCCCAGCAGAGAUUGGCAGGCUGGAGAACCUCAAGACGCUUGAUCUCUCCAGCAACAGCUUCUAUGGCGAAAUCCCCAGCUCUGUGGGCCACCUCGAGAGCCUCCAGUACUUGAGGCUCAACAACAACACCCUGUCUGGUCCAUUCCCUUCUGCAUCAGCUAACCUGUCACACCUUGUUUUCCUAGAUUUGUCAUAUAACAACCUGAGUGGCCCGAUUCCAGAAUCAUUGGCAAGAACUUACAACAUAGUGGGGAAUCCCCUCAUCUGCGACGCCAACAGGGAGCAGGAUUGCUACGGGACGGCGCCGAUGCCGAUGAGCUACAGCCUGAACGGCUCGCGGGGCGGCGCGCUGCCGCCGGCGGCGAGGGACAGGGGGCACAAGUUCGCCGUCGCGUUCGGCUCCACCGCCGGCUGCAUGGGCCUCCUCCUCCUCGCCGCCGGUUUCCUCUUCUGGUGGCGCCACCGCCGCAACCGGCAGAUCCUCUUUGACGUCGACGAGCAGCAGAUUGAGAACGUGAACCUGGGGAACGUGAAGAGGUUCAGCUUCAGGGAGCUGCAGGCGGCGACGGAGGGGUUCAGCGGGAAGAACAUCCUGGGGAAAGGAGGGUUCGGGAACGUGUACAGGGGGCAGCUCCCCGACGGGACGCUGGUGGCGGUGAAGCGGCUCAAGGACGGCAACGCGGCCGGCGGCGAGGCCCAGUUCCAGACGGAGGUGGAGAUGAUCAGCCUCGCCCUCCACCGCAACCUCCUCCGCCUCUACGGCUUCUGCAUGACCGCCACCGAGCGCCUCCUAGUCUACCCCUUCAUGUCCAACGGCAGCGUCGCCUCCCGCCUCAAAGCGAAGCCGGCGUUGGAGUGGGGGACGAGGAGGAGGAUCGCGGUGGGGGCGGCGAGGGGCCUGGUGUACCUGCACGAGCAGUGCGACCCCAAGAUCAUCCACCGCGACGUCAAGGCCGCCAACGUGCUGCUGGACGAGGCGUGCGAGGCCGUCGUCGGCGACUUCGGGCUGGCCAAGCUGCUGGACCACCGGGAGUCGCACGUCACCACGGCGGUGCGGGGCACCGUCGGCCACAUCGCGCCGGAGUACCUGUCCACGGGGCAGUCGUCGGACCGGACCGACGUCUUCGGCUUCGGCAUCCUGCUGCUGGAGCUCGUCACCGGCCAGACGGCGCUCGAGUUCGGCAAGUCGUCCAACCACAAGGGCGCCAUGCUGGACUGGGUGAAGAAGAUGCAGUCGGAGAAGAAGGUGGAGGUGCUGGUGGACAAGGGGUUAGGCGGAGGGUACGACCGGGUGGAGGUGGAGGAGAUGGUGCAGGUGGCUCUCCUCUGCACCCAGUACCUCCCCGCCCACCGCCCCCGCAUGUCCGACGUCGUCCGCAUGCUCGAGGGCGACGGCCUCGCCGACCGCUGGGAGAAGGCCUCCGGCCACUCCACCGCCGCCGCCGACUCCCUCUCCCACUCCCACCGCACCUCAGACCCGGCGCCGCCCGCCGCCGACUUCGCCGCCGCCUUCGGCCGCUGCUUCUCCGACCUCACCGACGACUCCUCCCUCCUCGUCCAGGCCGUCGAGCUCUCCGGCCCCAGAUAACACCACCAUGAUCGAGUAGCUGUGGUGUGUGGCUCUUCUUGUACAGCAUGCUUGCAUGGAGCUCUCUGUCUUUCUGUCUGAAUAUUAAUGUAGCUAGCUAGGUUGGGAAAUACUUCCCUGUUUCAUAUUAUAAAACUUUUUAGCAUUACCCAUACAUUCAUAUAUAUAUGUUAAUAAAUCUAGAUAUAUAUGUAUGCCUAGAUUUAUUAACAUCUAUAUGAAUGAAUGUGGGCAAUGCUAGAAAGUUUUAUAACCUGAAAUGGAGGUAGUAAUAAUUAUAUUUUACUAAGGUAAUUACUAAUUAGUGAUGCGUAUAUAUUUAUAUCAUUUUAGAUGAACUGUACAAACACAAGAGGAGAGGACAAGGACUUGUACUUUUCCGUGUCUCCAUAUAUACUUGAUGUUAAUAAUAGUAGAGUGUUAUUAUUGUAGGUUUAGUUAUUAGUUGAAACAAUAUAUAUGACUGAUUGUAAGUGAGAUGCAGUAACAAGCUUCCACCUCUUGAAGCUUUUGAGGA